CAGAGCCGGUGGACGUGCUGAAGGCGCUGCAGUUCCAGGCCCAGCCGGCCGGCGUGCGGAAGACGACGGGGCUCUGCCCCGCCAGGCGGACAGGGACGGGGCCGGACGUGGCCUACAGGAUAUCACGGCAGGCACAGAUCAGCGCCCCCACCAGGCAGCUCUUCUCAGGGAAGUUCCCGGAGGAUUUCUCCAUCAUGGCCCUGGUGAAAGCCAAGGCCGGGACCCAGGCGUUCCUGCUCUCCAUGUACGACCAGCACGGCACCCAGCAGCUGGGCGUGGAGCUGGGGCGCUCGCCCGUCUUCCUCUACCAGGACCAGAGCGGCCGGCCCGCCCCCGAGGACUACCCGCUCUUCCGGGGCAUCAACCUCGCUGACGGCAAGUGG
Molecule: messenger RNA, 383 nt
Organism: Terrapene triunguis (Three-toed box turtle)
Lineage: Eukaryota; Metazoa; Chordata; Testudines; Emydidae
Product: collagen alpha-1(XI) chain-like
Exons: 2
Source: RefSeq, a predicted model, not a curated record